Molecule: messenger RNA, 334 nt
Organism: Dentiscutata heterogama
Lineage: Eukaryota; Fungi; Glomeromycota; Glomeromycetes; Diversisporales; Gigasporaceae
Source: the annotation of a GenBank genome assembly
GAGUCAACCUGAUAAGGAGAAAGCUAUUACUCCCGACCCUAUGCCUAAAAUAGAACAUAGUUCAACCCAGAUUCAAAAAGCUGAAUCAUCUACAACCUUUUUGCCACAAAAUAUUAUUGAUAUCAAUAUAGCCAAAACCUUUGAUUUUGUAGAAAUGAAACAUAAAGAACGUGUUACGGAACCAUUCUAUAAAAAUCAAAAUCUGGAAUUAUCUAUAAUAUUGCAAUCUAUCUCUAAUAGUUCUGAGUUAUCUUUAGAUAAUAAUUCAUCAAAUCAAUCUAAUUCAUCAUGUGGUUUUGAGUUCAAAUUGCCUACUAAUCUAUUGCCUAAUUAG